AUGUGCGCCAAAAAGACAACCAAAAAACCCAAAUCCGCACGGCAGGACGCCACACCGUCAAAAGAGCAGAAGCCCGCACAAGUCAUAGAACUGUCGUCAGAUUCAAACUCGGACGUCAGCAGCACCGGUGGAAAUGGAGAGAAGCAGGAGCAGCAGCAGCAACCACUAGCCACGCCAGCGACGAAGCGCAAGGCCCCCGAGGAUGCGGCCGGGGAGGACGGCGACGCACCCGCCUCGUCGAGCGCGUCCAAACGACAGCGGAAGCUGGCCGUCAGGGUUAAGCAGGGCGAGGCAUCAGGGGGCGCCGCCGGUGAGGCGGGCAAGGGCGGCGAGGGUGUGGUGGUGCGCAAGACGCACCUGGAAAUCUCGGCGCCCGCCGCGGCGCUCAGCAGCAGCGUCAGGAAGCCCAUGGAGGCGUCGACGCACGUGCGCUUUGGCGACGAGGACGACGACAGCAACGACAAGUUCUUUACGCCGAUGGAGAGGCCCACCAACAAGAACUUGUUUGACGCGGCGGCCAAGAAGGCUCAGGGUGUUGAGGAGGAGAAGGACGACGACGAGGCCGAGUCAGAGUUGGACGAUGACGCGCCGCCCGAAGCGGUCUCUAGCCAUGCCGCGGCGCAUCAGGUCAACGAUCUAGUCAAGCAGGCUGCUAAAGCUGCUGAGCAACAAGCUGCUUCAGAAAGGCUAAAGCGUCAAAGGCGUGACGCCCUCUUCAAGACGCAAGCCAGGAAGCGGGCGCUGGACGAAGCAGAAUCCCCAGCCGCCCCCAAGCCAGCACCAGCACUCCUGCCGGCCGAGUUUCUCGAGUCUGACGACGAGAGCGACGCCGACGAUGAUGGGGAAUCCAGGAAGGUGGAGGCGAGAAAGCCCAAGAAGAUCAAGUUCGAGACGGCCGAGAGGCGGUCCGCCAGGCAGGAGGGCCGGGGCGUGGCCGACCGUCGCGACGGCGACACCGUUUACAAGGUCGUCAGGCCCGUGGCUGACACGCGGCUGGCGCCCCGGGCAAGCAAGCGUACCGCCUUUGACAAGAAGAAGCUCUUGUCGAGGGGUCGGGUCGAGGUGCGGAAGAAAGGUGGAUUUUUGCUCAAGUGA
This is a messenger RNA of Pyricularia pennisetigena, 1095 nucleotides long. RefSeq lists its product as uncharacterized. Lineage: Eukaryota; Fungi; Ascomycota; Sordariomycetes; Magnaporthales; Pyriculariaceae. Gene Ontology annotation, biological process: rRNA processing. Gene Ontology annotation, molecular function: snoRNA binding. The record is from RefSeq and is a predicted model, not a curated record. The transcript is spliced from 2 exons. Bases 1 to 1095 code for a protein of 364 amino acids.